This is a messenger RNA of Elephantulus edwardii (Cape elephant shrew), 1023 nucleotides long. It is a transcript of the gene DUSP12, whose product is annotated as dual specificity phosphatase 12. The record is from RefSeq and is a predicted model, not a curated record. Gene Ontology annotation, molecular function: protein tyrosine/serine/threonine phosphatase activity. Gene Ontology annotation, biological process: protein dephosphorylation. Lineage: Eukaryota; Metazoa; Chordata; Mammalia; Macroscelidea; Macroscelididae. Gene Ontology annotation, cellular component: nucleus. Bases 1 to 1023 code for a protein of 340 amino acids. The transcript is spliced from 6 exons.
AUGUUGGAGGCUCAAGGCGGUAGCGAUGGCUGCGAGUGUGGCAGUCAGAGUGCCAGCGAGGCACGUUGCGCUCGACAGAUGCUGGAAGUGCGGCCUGGGCUUUACCUGGGCGGAGCCGCGUCCGUGGAGGAACCGGACCGGCUGAAGGAGGCAGGCAUCACGGCCGUGUUGACAGUGGACUCAGAGGAACCGUGCUUCAAGACUGCAGCCGGGGUCGAGGGUCUGCGGUGCCUCUUCGUGCCGUUGUUGGACAAACCCGAGACCGAUCUGCUUAGUCACUUAGACCGAUGCGUGGCCUUCAUUGGCCAAGCCCGAUUGGAGGGUCGCGCAGUUUUGGUGCACUGUCAUUCAGGAGUUAGUCGAAGUGUUGCUGUAGUGACUGCUUAUAUGAUGAAGACUGACCAACUUACCUUUGAAAAAGCUUAUGAAAACCUCCAGACUGUCAAACCAGAGGCAAAGAUGAAUGAGGGGUUCGAGUGGCAGUUGAAAUUAUAUCAAGCAAUGGGAUAUCAAGUGGAUACCUCUAGUGCAAUUUAUAAGCAGUAUCGUUUGCAAAAGGUUACAGAGAAAUAUCCAGAGUUACAGAAUUUACCUCAGGAACUCUUUGCUGUUGAUCCAACCACCACUUUGCAAGGAUUGAAAGAUGAAGUUCUCUACAAAUGUAGAAAGUGCAGACGAUCCUUAUUUAGAAGUUCAAGCAUCUUGGAUCAUAAUGAAGGAAGUGGCCCAAUAGCCUUUGCUCACAAGAGGACGGCACCAUCUGUCAUGCUCACAACAGGGAGUCGGGCUCAGUGUACGUCUUACUUCAUUGAACCUGUACAGUGGAUGGAAUCUACUUUGUUGGGAGUGAUGGAUGGGCAGCUUCUUUGCCCAAAAUGCAGUGCCAAGUUGGGUUCCUUCAACUGGUAUGGUGAACAGUGCUCUUGUGGCAGAUGGAUAACGCCUGCUUUUCAGAUACAUAAGAAUAGAGUGGACGAAUUGAAAACACUGCUUGUUUUGGGAUCAGAACCAAGAAAAAUAUGA